Molecule: messenger RNA, 2751 nt
Organism: Fimicolochytrium jonesii
Lineage: Eukaryota; Fungi; Chytridiomycota; Chytridiomycetes; Spizellomycetales; Powellomycetaceae
Exons: 4
Coding region: 273-2456 (727 amino acids)
Biological process (GO): protein processing
Cellular component (GO): plasma membrane
Molecular function (GO): metalloendopeptidase activity
Source: RefSeq, a predicted model, not a curated record
CUCCGGGAGAGGAACCCAAACCCCGAUUGGCGGCUGGUUUUUCCAACACACUCCACGCAGCCUCCUCGGCAGUUGGCUCUCACCCAAGGCACCAUGCUCUGCGUUCGCAAGUGCUGGAUACCCAUAUUCAUUUGUAUAUAGUAGUAGCCUGUGCAUAUAGCUCUCGUUGUUCCCAGCCAAACUUGGUGUGUAGAUUUUGUAAAGGAUCUAGCCUGUCUGUCUCAUAGAAACCAAGUUUAAAGGCCGAGCUAUCCUCACGAAGAAAACCAAGUAUGGUCUCCGCAUUAAACUUGUUCCUAGCUACUACUGCUGUCGCACUGACGGCGAUCGGCGUCCCGACGGCGAGAGGGAGCGAACCCGACGUUGGGCGGCGUGAUGAGGAAAACCAGCAACGCAUCACUCCCGACGGCUUCCCACACGUCCUAGGCUACGAAAGGAUAGAUACAUGGCGUGAUAGCAGCGUCGAUCCUUGUCAAGACUUUUACCGCCAUGCGUGCGGGGGCUUUCAGCAGCGGUAUCAGAGCAUACCGAACGCUACGGUGUUCUCUAUGAUGGGCAAGAGUAGUGCGCUUCUGAUGGAGCGAGCACUCUCCGGGAAGAAAAAAGGCAUCACAAAGCCAGCACCGGAUAGUGCAUUGUUUGAGAAAGCCAGAACAUACUACUCGUCAUGUGUCGACUCCAACACCAUCAAAGAGCGCGGAUUUGCGCCCAUCAUUCCAUACGCCCAGGAUCUCCUGGAUUAUGCCGUGAACAGCAGAUCCCUGCCUCAACUGUUCAGUCGUCUGCAUCAGACAGGCGUGUAUGCGCUGUUUGUCACCAGCUAUGCGAAAGUCACAGGACACGCGGCAAAAGACUUGGCCCUCCAGUUCAAUCCCGCCCCUGCACAUCAGGUUGCCCCGCACACGGUAAAGAAAGUCCUGGCCGCUUUCAUCGACAAUAGUGUCUUGCAACUCCCGCCCGACGCGAAUUUGAAUGAUAUCGUAGAGUGGAUCGUAGCCAUCGAAACAGAGGCGAAAAAGUUCAUCGAAGCGCUGGAUGCUGGUCAGGUCGAGGGGGACGGCCUCAAGAAGGCCCAAUUCCUAUCGGUAGAGGAUCUCAGCCGUCGGACCAACCAGGACUGGUCGAUCUACAUCAAUGCAAUGAACAUGACUGGGGUCAAUCAGAUCUACUUCUAUGGCGAAACAGACAUCUGGAUCGACACCAUCAACUCCCUCCUGGACUACAACCCAAGAGAUUUCCAAUACUACCUGCUCUGGAAGUUGGGGGCCGCACAUUUCAACAAGUUGGCGCCCGAGUACUUCAACAUUUGGGCCAAAGAGAUCAGAGGGAUGAUCUCGUACGCGGAUUACGUCGAUGAGCGCCACUUGUUGCGGGCUGGUCAUCAAACGGAGUGCGUUCGAGAGACUGGGGUUCAGUUGAACUACUUGUCUGCGCAUAUGUUUGCGAAAUAUGCGCUCAAUGACACGCAAAAGGCCGCCGCAAAGGUAAUGGUGGACAGGCUUCUGAACAGCUUUGGAACGAAGCUGGGCGAGUUGAGCUGGAUGGACGACAAGACGAAACAGCACGCACGCGAAAAACUUCAAAACACCGUCUCGGUUGUGGGAUACCCCGAUUGGUUGAUGGACGCCAACCUUGUAGAGCAGUACUACGCGCCAUUGCGGAUCGAGAGAGGUCGAUACUUUGAGAACGCCGUCCAAGCGCAGACCUUCGCCUACUUUGCCCCCUCGAUCAAGCAAGUGGGCAAAGCUGUUGAUCGUUCGCAAUUGUUUCAAGGCUACGCGUGGGAAUUCAACGCGUUCGCGCUGCUGGACUCUGUGCAGAUCCAGAUCAACCCGGCCUUCUUGCAGCGACCGCUCUAUUCGGCUAGAAACCCGCAGUCGCUGAACUACGGAAGCCUGGGAAUGGUCAUUGGGCACGAGAUCACGCACGGCUACGGGGCGGUUGGCUGGCUGUACAAUAAAGAUGGCGAACACCAAGACUGGUGGACCAAAAAAUCCCUCGCGGCCUUGACCGACGGCGCAACCUGCUUCAGGGAGCAGUACGGAAAUUACACCGUCACGUUAUCGGACGGCUCAUCGCGACCUGUUGACGGCGCCCAGACGGUGGGCGAGAACAUUGCUGAUAAUGGCGGGCUAGCGGUUGCGUACAAGGCGUGGCGCACUGCCGAGUCGAAAGCAUUAGGAGUGUCGGAGGACGAGCUGAGCAAGAAGGAAGAGCCUGGGUUUGGCGGCCUGACGAAGGAUCAGCUGUUUUUCCUGGGCUUUGGGCAGACGUGGUGCACUAAUCAGGAUGAUGCGGCUUUGAAGUCUGCGUUGGCGAAUGACGUACAUGCGCCAGGGCAAGCCAGGGUAGUAGGUCCCUUACAGAACUCCGAGGAGUUUGCACGGGCCUACAACUGCCCUCUCGGCUCACCGAUGAACCCACGACGCGCGGAAGGCAGAUGCUCCUUGUACUAGUAUCAGAGGACAAAUGCAAUGUCUGCACGCAUGGUGUCUUUGCUCUCCUGUUUCUUUUUGGGAUCAACGACAUUGAUGGAAGGGGUGGGGUGCAUUUGCCCGCGAUUGCGGGGCUACGGAACGAUGAUGGAUGUAUUAUAGUUCACUUUUUCUGUUUGCUCACUCUUCUGUCGCAUCUCGACUUGUAAAUACCCAUGGUAAUUAACCGCAUCUUGCAUGCUGAGGCCGUUCGAUAUGCCGUACACCUUUCCUCUUGAACGCUGGAAGCCCAGACCUCAUCAAGCAGAGAGUGACA